Messenger RNA from Zootermopsis nevadensis, 930 nucleotides. Its product is annotated as oxidized purine nucleoside triphosphate hydrolase. The record is from RefSeq and is a predicted model, not a curated record. Gene Ontology annotation, molecular function: 8-oxo-7,8-dihydroguanosine triphosphate pyrophosphatase activity. Gene Ontology annotation, cellular component: cytoplasm. Lineage: Eukaryota; Metazoa; Arthropoda; Insecta; Blattodea; Termopsidae. Gene Ontology annotation, biological process: DNA protection.
ACGUUUGUUUUUGUGACAUAACAUAAAAUUACUUAUUUACUUAACCAACACACCGUUGUUAAUAUGAACUACUGUGUUCCACGAUUCAUUAUGUUAUUUAACUCCUUUUGUAUUACCUAUACAUUUGUAAUUGGAUGACACUCAUUUUGUUGGCCAACCUGAUUAUCCGACAGCGUUCAGUAGUAAAUGUGACGCAUUAAGUGCAAUUAACAUGUUUUGUCACCGUCUUAGGAGGGAAGUUUGAAGUGUUGAUAUAGGAUUUGGUUCCCGAAACGUCGGUUAACUACGAAACAAUAAAUAAAUUGUCAUAAGAUGUCAACCAAUCAAAAAAUUCUUACACUUGUUAUGGUGCGUAAAGCAAAUGCUAUUCUGCUUGGACUCAAGAAGAGGGGAUUUGGGGAAGGUAAAUGGAAUGGAUUUGGUGGAAAAGUUGAAAAUGAUGAGACAGUAGCUGAAGGUGCUAUCAGAGAGCUUGAAGAGGAAAGUGGUCUUGUUGCAAAAUGUUUGAAGAAGGUUGGAAUUUUGGAAUUUGAAUUUGUUGGUAACCCCAUUGUACUUGAAGUCCACGUAUUUGAUGUUCUUCAGUAUGAAGGUGAACCAGUAGAGACAGAAGAAAUGCAGCCUCAGUGGUUCCCUGAAGAUAGUGUCCCAUAUGAGAAGAUGUGGCCAGAUGACAUAUUGUGGUAUCCUUUAUAUUUAAAAGGCAUUAAAUUCAAGGGUUAUUUCCUGUAUCAAGGCCACGACACCAUUCUGAAAUAUACACUGACACAAGUGGAUCAUUUGCCAUAAUAAUCAGCAAGUUUGGACCUACUACAGUGAAGAACUAUUGAGACAAUCUGCAUAUAUCAUGGUGUCAUGUAUGCAAAAUUUAUUGAAGCUUUCUUCUGGUUUUUAAUUAUUAAGUAUACAACCAUUCCUUCAGGACUCAAA